UCACUUCCCUUUAUCUCGGCAGCAUGGAGGAAUGUGAGGCGCUCUGCACCAGACUGGCGAUCAUGGUGAACGGCCGUUUCCGAUGUCUCGGCAGCAUCCAGCACCUGAAGAACCGGUUUGGUGACGGCUAUAUGAUCACCGUCCGCACAAAGUCCAGUCUCUACGUGAAAGAAGUCGUGCGUUUUUUCAACCGGAAUUUCCCCGAGGCGGUGUUGAAGGAGAGGCACCAUACCAAAGUGCAAUACCAGCUCAAGUCAGAGAACAUUUCACUGUCCCAUGUUUUCAGUAAGAUGGAGCAAGUGGUCGACGUACUGGGCAUUGAGGACUACUCCGUCAGUCAAACCACGCUGGACAACGUAUUUGUGAACUUUGCGAAGAAGCAGAGCGACAACCUGGAGCAGCAGGAGUUGGUCAACGCUGGGAGUAUGCACUCCCCCGUCAAGUGUGUCCUCAGCCUCCUGCGGCCACGGGCCACGCCCACAGAGCUACAGGCGCUGACCGUCGACGAGCCCGAGGAGCUUGAGAGUGACGACGAAGGCUUAAUCAGCUUCGAGGAGGAACGAGCUCAGCUUUCAUUCAACACAGACACUUUGUGCUGAGAGGGUGACGUUCCCCCACGAAGAUGUCCAUCUCUGAAGACCUUGCACAGGGCAGUGAAGACCUUUGCUUGACCCCAGCACGGCCAACGCCAGUGGUGGGAGUGAGGAUGGGAUGUGACUGAAUGUAUGGUCAAUAAUUCCUUCCAGCUGAACGACCCACUGCACGUGGAGACCUUGAAUCCAUCAGCCAGCUGGGGAUUGCCAACCGGUCGGCAAGAGUCGUUUUGGUGUCCCUGCCUGUCCCAUCCCGGGGAAGGAACGGUGAAGUCGCCCUCCCCCCCCCCCCCCCCCCCCCCACCGCCCCCAAUAAACACGAGUCCGUGACAUUUUAUUUAAUGCAGAGUUGUUUUAUUUUAAUGUACUGUCGAAAGUGGUGUACC
This is a messenger RNA of Amblyraja radiata (thorny skate), 979 nucleotides long. RefSeq names its product ATP-binding cassette, sub-family A (ABC1), member 2 (gene abca2). Gene Ontology annotation, cellular component: membrane; intracellular membrane-bounded organelle. Gene Ontology annotation, molecular function: ABC-type transporter activity; lipid carrier activity. Bases 24 to 599 code for a protein of 191 amino acids. Gene Ontology annotation, biological process: lipid transport; transmembrane transport. The transcript has 5 exons. The record is from RefSeq and is a predicted model, not a curated record. NCBI's taxonomy places the organism in Eukaryota, Metazoa, Chordata, Chondrichthyes, Rajiformes, Rajidae.